CGAAACGCGAAAAUCUUUUUCUGUAGUGUGCAGUUCUGGCCGCGUACGGACGUAUUCGAACGCGCGAUUCGAAAAUUGGCGGGUCGUUUAAAAAAAGCGAAUGACAUUAAAAAAAUAAAAUGAUUUUACGCGCGCUUUCUUUUCUUUUUCUAUUGUCUGUGGUAAACGCGUAUUAUUUAAAUGAAGAGGAAUGUUUGAACUAUACAGUGUACCCUGUGCAAUAUGAAAUCAAAUUAUUUGUUAGCAAAUCCUAUUACGAUUGUCAGAUAAAAAUAACUGUUAUAGCGAAUGCUCUUAAUGUAAAUAUGAUCGAAUUGGAUGCAAACGAUUUAAAAAUUAACUUCGACAGUUUAAAAGUUUACAAGGAAAACGUUGAUAUAGUGAAUAGACCGAGGCCUUAUGAAUAUGAUAGAAUGAAUGGAAAGUUAUAUAUAUAUUUGAGGGAACCAUUGAUUCGUUAUAGCAAGGAAAGCCCUCAAUACUAUAUCGUAAUGAUGUUUAGGAAAUAUUUAACAGAAGAAACUGAAGGAAUCUUUUUGGUGCCAUAUAAGGAUGUAUCCGGUAAAAUUAAGUACUCAGUAACUACGAGACUGUCUCCUAACAGGGCGAAAUACUUCUUCCCUUGUUUCGACAAUCCAAGAUUUGAAGCGGUGUUCAAAUUCAUUGUACACAUGAUGACCCCGUUAAUAGUUGAAGAAUCUGUAAAUAAUUCCUUGACCAUAACUAAAGAGCAAAGAAAUCAAACUAUGCAAGACCAAAGUGUCAUAGUUUACUAUACCCCUUCACCUCAAGUAAAAUUGAACGAGAUUGGCUUACACAUUUCCGAUUUUUCGAAUAUAAAGAAACCAUCCAAGAAUACCAAGGACACACUAGUGGUCUGGGCACCAGAACACGAACUGGAGAAUUACCGAUGCGUACUCAAUUAUGGUGUGGAUAUGAUUAAUUUGAUCCACAAAUACGCAGCAGUGGAUCGGCCAUUAGCAAAUGGGCCGAUCAAUAUAAUAGCAGUACCGUCGGAGAAAAUCGACGGGUACGAAGUCGGCAGCUGGAAUCUUCUUACUUAUCGGGCAAACCGAUUAGCUUGUAGGGAAGAAUACUCCAGUAUUAAGCAGAUUAAUCGAAUGAAUUUCGAAUUAGCACAACAGUUAUGUAGAAUAUGGCUGGGAAACCCUGGGGAAACUGAACGGACAAGAUGGAGGGAAGAAUGGUUUAAAGAAGGCGUCGCUACUUACUUGGCAUACUAUUUCUUGGCACAGUACAAUCAGCAACAUCGGCACACGACCUAUAAUCAAGAAAUAGCUAAAUACGGUCUAGAAAUGAAAAUCAAAGCUAUGGAGACAGACUGGCAUCGGAGUACACCGGCUUUAGCUAGUUUCAAUAAUACUUUAGCCAUAGAGAUCCCGUCAAGGUACAAGAAUCUGGUGACGAUGAAGACAGCCUCAAUAUUGUGGAUGGUGGAAAAUUGGAUCGGGUCAGAGAAGUUUCAUCAGGCUUUAGUGAAGUAUAUUAAUUCGAGGAGGGGAAAGUUUAUUUCCUUGAAAGAUUUUUACGAAAAAUUAGAUUUUGAAACAGUGGAAUGCGAACUUCAGUUUUUUAAUGGAUCGACAGCAUCAAGAGUGCUAUCCUCUUGGUUCCACCAUCCAGGGUAUCCGGUGGUAGACGUGCAAGUUCUGAGAGACAAUUCAGAUGAUAGAGUUCUAUUGAAUCAGAGAUAUUUCAGCUUUAUAGACAGACGUCGUGAGUCGGACUAUCUGAUUCCUAUCUCUUACAUAAUGCAACACAAUCAGAACUGCUACAAUUGUUACCAGCCGCGUUUCACCAUUGGCAGACAGACUUACAGUUUCCGCGAGAACCUGAAUGGUGGAUGGAUAAUUCUAAACAGAAAUUCUUCAGGAUAUUAUCGAGUGAACUACGAUGUGUACACGUGGAAGCUUAUAGCGAAGACUUUGAAUGAAGACCAUAAUUCAAUUGAUGAACUGACUAGAGCACAAUUAGUCAACGAUGCCUUUGCUUUAUAUGUGUCCGGGGAUAUAAACCAAGACCUGGCUAUGGAAAUACUCGACUAUCUGCAUAAUGAACGAAGCCCUGCCGUUUGGGAGUCUGCAAUAGCAGGAUUCGAACUACUAAAGACAGAAAAUGCUAGAUGUAAUAUGACGAAAAUUUUGUAUGAAGAAUGGAAGGAGUUCAUGCGAAGGAAAAUAGCACCAAUAUACAACAUAAUAUCAGAUAAUAUAGAACAAGACGGCACCAGCCGUUUGUUCCGCAGCAACGUGGUAUCGCUGGCGUGCGCUCUACAGUAUGAGCCCUGCAGACAACGGCUGCAGUAUACUUACGAGCAGUACAGAAGAAAUGGAAUGAGAAUCGAUCCGGACAUUCGCGAGGCAUGUUAUCGUAUGUUAUUGAAAACGAACGGAUACUUCGGCGUUCAUCCGAUGAACGCAUUCGAGAAAGACGAUCGACUUAUGGUCGAACAAAGAUUACGUGAAGAGAAUAGAUUCCUGAUGAAGCUCCCAAAGGGUGAGCCGAGACCCAUGCCCAUCAGGUCCACUACCACUUCCACCACGCUACCACCGCUCCCUAUAGUGGACAAACAAACAGCAGGAUCAACAUCAAUAUCUCCUACUGUAUUUAUAAUAGUUAUAACAGCUUUAAUUGCGUUAAUGAAUAGAUAAAGUUAGGUAAUUACUUUUUUUAAUACGCAACUAUAUACUGAGCGCUUUUCAUUUAAUAUCGGUGAUACUGGAACCGCUCUGAUAUCUAUAUAUUGGGUUCCUAUGGACCUAUUGAUGGCGAAAAAAAUGGCCAUCACGCAUUUCAAUAUCGCUCAUACCAGUUAGACAUCCAUACUCUUUUCGAUAUUAUAUAUUGGAUCUCUGAUA
Molecule: messenger RNA, 2879 nt
Organism: Galleria mellonella (greater wax moth)
Lineage: Eukaryota; Metazoa; Arthropoda; Insecta; Lepidoptera; Pyralidae
Product: glutamyl aminopeptidase-like
Exons: 13
Coding region: 120-2672 (850 amino acids)
Biological process (GO): peptide catabolic process; proteolysis
Cellular component (GO): cytoplasm
Molecular function (GO): peptide binding; zinc ion binding; metalloaminopeptidase activity
Source: RefSeq, a predicted model, not a curated record